Molecule: messenger RNA, 975 nt
Organism: Labrus bergylta (ballan wrasse)
Lineage: Eukaryota; Metazoa; Chordata; Actinopteri; Labriformes; Labridae
Source: RefSeq, a predicted model, not a curated record
AUGGAAAACAAAACUUUCAAUGCAGAUAUCAUCUUCAUCGAGGGGUUAAAGGUCAGCCCAAAGUCCUCUGCUUCUGCAUUUAUUCUCCUCCUCCUCAUCUACAUCUUCAUCAUGGUGUCGAACAUUGGCCUUGUUGUCCUGAUCUCCAUGGAGAGGAGCCUCCAGGAGCCCAUGUAUCUGCUCUUCUGCAACAUGAGUAUUAAUGAUGUGUUUGGGGCAACAACCAUUAUUCCUCGCCUGCUCAGUAAUAUUUUCUCUCCGAUCACAGACCGCUACAUCUACUACAUGGACUGUGUGGUUCAGGCUUUUUCUUCUCACUUUCAUGCCGGCACGUCUCACGCGGUGCUCGUGAUCAUGGCUUUUGAUCGUUAUGUGGCCAUCUGCAACCCCCUGCGAUACGCCACCAUCAUGACCAACAGGAUGGUGUUGAAGCUGUCAGCGGGGGCCUGGCUGGUGGCGUUCAUUUUGGUCGCCAUCCUCAUAGGUCUUACAAUCCGUCUGACUCGUUGCAGAAGGAUCAUAAUAAACCCGUUUUGUGAUAACGCCUCUUUGUUCAAACUCUCCUGUCAGAAUCUCCUAAUCAAUCACAUCUACGGCCUGGGCAGCGCCGUGGUCAUCCUGGGCUCCUCCAUCGGCAGCAUCGCGCUGACUUACCUGAGGAUCGCCAUGGUGUGUUUGAGCAGUAAGAACAAGGUGCUGAACAGCAGGGCGCUGCGAACCUGCACCACACACCUGGCUGUUUACAUCAUCAUGUUGGUGGCCUCUUUCACCCCCAUGAUCAUGCACCGCCGCCCUGAGUGGGCAGACAGCGGGAAAGUGUCAUCGGUCUUGUUCCACGUAAUCCCCCCCGCCCUCAACCCGCUCAUCUAUGGGCUGCAGUGCAAAGAGCUCAGACACAAGAUCAUCGGCUUGUUUCGUAAGAAUAAAGUCACGGACGUUAAAUCUAACAUGCACGUACAAAGUUAUCAUGAAUAA